UAGAGAGUAAAGGAGACAACUCAAGAAGAAGAGGAUCUUGAUUCAGGGGACACAUCCAAGAUUUGUAUUCCAAUUCCUCUACUGCUAUCCUUCCAAAACCACCUCUCUCUCUCUCUCUCUCUCUCUCUCUCUCUCACACACACACACAGCUUGAAGUGUAUGGCUAUUCUACUUCUGAUGAGGAUGUUGCUAUUCCUCAUCUCAGUCCUCUUAAUAAAAUUCAUACACUCAAUCAUAUGGGUUCCAUUGAAGUUUCAACGACACUUCAGGAAGCAAGGCAUAGGGGGGCCUAGCUACCGUCCGAUCUUCGGAAACUCGGCCGAGAUCAGUCGGCGCAUGAUUGCCGAAGCCGAAUCGAGGCCGAUAACUUUCAACCAUGACAUUGUUCAGAGGGCGAUUCCGGACUACUACAACUGGUCAAGGGUUUAUGGGAAGACAUUUCUGUACUGGUUUGGACCGAAGCCUCGGUUGGCUAUAGCCGAACCAGAGAUGAUUAAGGAGGUGUUGCUGAAUAAGAGUGGGUCCUUUGAGAAGCUUGAGUUCAACCCUUUGUCCAAGCUGCUCUUUGGACAAGGACUUGUUGGCUUGACCGGUGACACCUGGGCUGUUCAUAGGAGGAUUACAAGCCAGGCCUUCAACAUGGAGAGAGUUAAGGGUUGGGUGUCGGAAAUUGUGGCUAGUACCAUAAAUAUGCUCCAAAAGUGGGAGGAAGAAAGAGGAUGUAGGGAUGAAUUCGAGUUAGAGGUGCACAAACAAAUUCAUAACCUUUCUGCAGACAUCUUAUCUCGAACGGCUUUUGGGAGCAGUUUUGAAGAGGGCAAGCACAUUUUUGAAUUACAAGAACGCCAAACAAGUCUAGUGUUAGAGGCUGCAAGGAGUGUCUACAUUCCUGGAUUCAGGUUGUUACCUACUAAAAAGAAUAGAAUGAGGCAGCAGUUGGAGAAAGAAACUCGAGAAUCAAUAAGGACGUUAAUUGAGAUUAAUAACAAAACAAAAGAAAAUUCGAAAAAUCUACUAGCUUUGUUAUUGUCUACCUAUAAGAAUCAGGACGGGAAAGAAGAGAGAUUGAGAGUGGAGGAAAUUAUAGAUGAAUGUAAAACAUUCUACUUUGCAGGAAAGGAAACUACUGCAAAUCUUUUGACAUGGGCACUUCUGCUACUAGCAUUGCAUCAAGAAUGGCAAAGCAAGGCUCGUGAAGAAGUGCUUUGCAUUUGCAAGGAUAGUGAGCUCCCAACCGCAAAGAAUUUAAAUGACUUCAAGAUUAUGAAUAUGAUACUCAAUGAAACACUACGACUUUACCCUCCAAUAGUGAUGUUGAUGAGGAAAGCAACAAAAAAUGUGAGGCUAGGCGGGCUUAAUGUUCCAGUUGACACCCAACUCUACCUAGCCUUGACUGCUGUUUAUCAUGAAACUAAGAUAUGGGGAAUAGAUGCCAAUGAGUUCAAUCCAAUGAGAUUCACUGCGGUUCAAAAGCAACUCGAUGCAUUCGUUCCAUUUGGUUUGGGUGCCAGAAUUUGUGUAGGCCAAAAUUUGGCUAUGGUGGAAGCCAAAAUUGUUUUAGCUAUGAUUGUAAGACGAUAUUCAUUCUCAGUGUCGCCUUCAUAUGCUCAUGCCCCAUUUCAGUGCAUAACUUUGCAACCUCAACAUGGUGCACACAUUCUCUUUAAGAACAUUGCAAGUUGAAUUUUUGUUUGAAAAAACGUUUGGUGUCUUUGUUAUCUGGAUAUUGUCAAAUUUCUUCAUCUUGUAUGUAAUGACUGGGCAAAGUUUAUGGGUAUUGUAUUGUAAGAAGUUAUGGGUCGGAAAAAAGCUUAUGGGUAUUGUAUUGUAAGAAGUUAUGGGCAAAGUUUAUGGGUAUUGUAUUGUAAGAAGUUAUCUGGAUAAUUAUAUUCUUUAAUGACUGGGCAAAGUAUUGUAUUAUGGGUCCCGAAUAUCAUAAAUAACUAUAAUAAAUGACCCUAAGAAGUUAUAUUACUUCAACAAGAACCAUGGUCGGAAAAAAUAAAAUUAGGCAAUUGAUUGUCUUGAUUUGUGUA
Molecule: messenger RNA, 2036 nt
Organism: Camellia sinensis
Lineage: Eukaryota; Viridiplantae; Streptophyta; Magnoliopsida; Ericales; Theaceae
Product: cytochrome P450 734A1
Molecular function (GO): oxidoreductase activity, acting on paired donors, with incorporation or reduction of molecular oxygen; monooxygenase activity; heme binding
Source: RefSeq, a predicted model, not a curated record